AACAGAAUGGCGAUGUUCCUGCCUGUCAGGCAACGUCCAGGGCAAAAUGUGGCAGCGUCUCUAAGGAGUGCGCGGGAUAAUUCCAAAUAACUGCGCCAUUGUUUUGCUACCACUGCCGUUGCUUGUCAUUUUAGCGAAAUAGCUUUGUCUACCCGCGUGUGUAUGGAUGUAUACGUGGUCCUGACUGGGUUUUUUACAGAGCGGGUUUCGCGUACGUACACAUUGGAGACUAACUUACGAAAAAAAAAAAAUAGUUGUUGAGAAUGAGAUGGUGGCUAACGUUAGCUAACCGUUAACUGCGUCUAACUGUGGGAACCAGACGUCGAGAGACUUUAAAAAAGACCAAACAAAUGGAGACGAAGUACCCUGUGUUAAGGAGACCCAAGCGGAAGCUGUGCUACGUUACAAGCAAAGAAAAUCCGAUUAAGCAAUGGGAAGGAACAUUGACAUUGGAUGAUGUUGACAAGAUGUUUGAUGACUUGGAAUCAUCCUCUUAUGGAGAACUACUUCCCACGUCUCUGCUCCCGACCAGUGACACUGAGGCAAAUCAGAAUGAGACAGAGGUUUCUCAUGUCCCACAAAAGGGAGAAGGCGCGAUGGAAAAUCUCCCAGGAACCCAAAUGGGUCCUGAAGGAGACGUCCUGCAUCCUUCAGCAAGAUCACCCAGCCCUAAACUGGAAGAUUUGGACAUCUCUUUUAAAGUGGAUGGGCCUGUGCAGACAUCCAGCCCCAUUGAGCUGCAUACAGAUGUGGAAGGUUUACAGAAGCAGGAACAAGAAAAAUACAGCGCUGUGUCCUCAGUUCUCACCUCCAAAUCCCCCUGCAAAGAACAGCUCAAAGAGAAGAGUGAUGAGUCUGAGUCGGAGUCCACUCCAAUCAAGGUUGCUUCAACCAAGAAGACUCGUCCCGAAGGGAAGGCUGAAGCAUCAGACAAAAAGGAACAUGUGGCUGAAGAUAAGAACGAUAAGAAACCACAGUCACCUGCUUCAGAAGAUAAAAGAAAAAUGCCAAGCAGAACAGAAGACACAGAGUCUCUGACGCCUGAGUCUGAACUGGAAGCUCCUGAAAAAAACUCAUGCAGCGUUCGCAAGCAGCCCUCCCCACCAGGAGCAAAAGACGUGACUUUGUUCCUGCAGAAGCUCAAAGAUACCAUACAUUCAAAACUUGCAUAUUCCCGGAACACUCUGGCUAAAGUUCCUCCUCCUCUUCCUGAGCCAGAGGAUGAUUUUCUGAUUCUUGAAGAUGAUGAACCAUUUGUCAUUUCUAUCCCGAAUAAAAAUGUCACCAGUAAGAGACGAGGGCAGAGCAGGACUUCCAGCACUGACAAAGACAGCUCCGCGGACACGGGGUCACGGAAAAAACAAGAGAAGACUGUUGAGGUGACUGAGGCUGGAAAUGAUCAGGAUAAAUUGCCCAGUCCUCAGGAGCCUUCUGCAGACGACCUGCUGGAACAAAAGAAACCAAACAAAAAGAAACAAAAGCUCAAGAAGGUCCCGUCAAAAGAAAGUAACACGGCAGAGGAUGAACUUAUAGACAAAGCGAACGGGGAGACGGGAAAAGAAACACACUCUAAGAAAAUGGAAUCAAAGAAGUCUUCAAAAGACGGCAAAGAAAAUAUAAAGUCGAGCAGAGCUAACUCAACAAAGGGCAACAGAAAAAGGCUGCAGCGACCUGAAGCUGUAAAGGACACGGUGCAAGUUGAUGUGAGGGAGCAAAGUCAGGAGGACCAUAAGGAGAAUACAUAUACUGACGACCUGGGGCCUCUUACAGACAAGGAAAUGAUAAUAAAACCCGACGCAGGUGGAAAGUCCAAACGAAAAAAUCAACCGGCUGCACCUGAGAGGAUUUCAGAUGACGGCUGUUCAUCAGACGCCCCUCAGGUGGGAAAGAGGAGAAGGAAAUCAACUGGACAGUGGUGGUUGAGUUUCCCUCAGAGCAGCAACGAAUCAAACAACCUGCACCUCACUCCUAAAAAGUCCAAACAGAACAACGAAGAGGCAGAUGUAACGUCACCUGUAAAGGCUAAAAAAGCCAACGUUUUAAAGGAAAGUCAGAAACGACGUCCACACACUGGUAAAGGAAAGAAAACCAAACAGGACAAAAAGAGAAAUGCCAGAGGAAACGCAGCAGAUGAAAUCUUCAACACAGCUGAGGCAGAGCACAACGAUAAAGAGCUGGACCAGGAUCAGGAGCAGUCCAGUCCUUUGUUGUUCUCACACAGAGACCACGGCCUGAACUCAGCUACAGACAAGGAAAUAAUAAAACCUGACGCAGGUGGAAAGUCCAAACGAAAAAAACAACCGGCUGCACCUGAGAGGAUUUCAGAUGACGGCUGUUCAUCAGACGCCCCUCAGGUUGGGAAGAGGAGAAGGAAACCAACUGGACAGUGGUGGUUGAGUUUCCCUCAGAGCAGCAAUGAAUCAAACAACCUGCAGCUCACACCUAAAAAGUCAAAACAGAACAACGAAGAGGCAGAUGUAGCGUCACCUGCAAAGGCUAAAAAAGCCAACGUUUUAAAGGAAAGUCAGAAACGACGUCCACACACUGGUAAAGGAAAGAAAACCAAACAGAACAAAAAGAGAAACGCCAGAGGAGACGCAGCAGAUGAAAUCUUCAACACAGCUGAGGCAGAGCACAAGGAUAAAGAGCUGGACCAGGAUCAGGAGCAGUCCAGUCCUUUGUUAUUCUCACACAGAGACCACGGCCUGAACUCAGGAGGUCAGAUAUUUCAUAAAGUAUAUCAUCACACCCCUAAUGAAAAAAUUUCCGUCACACCAGCCGCAGCUAUCUCGCCCAGACGACCGACAGAGCGGCUCGGUGAAGCACGACCAGUAAAAUGUGAGACGAAACCACGAGGCGACGGGUGGAUGGUUGACAGCGCGUCUGAGGAUGUGGAGACCGUGUCCUCACAAUCUCAGCAGCCUCCUCCUAAAGAGGCCAAACGUCCUAAAGAGAGGAAAAAACUGUCCAAACGGAGCAAAUCCUCCAAAAGUGGCACCGUGGCGGCUUCGUCCAAACCACCGGGGGGCGCUCCUGUGACUUCUCAGAAAGCAAAACCGCACUCGUCCCCAGCAGACAAGCGUCAGAAAAAAAGUUUACAUUCUCCCGAGGAAGCCACUGACUGUGUAAGUCCGACCGAUCCAGAUGUUCUCUGCAUGGAUGUUGGUGUGUCCAUGAGCAGCUUUAACAAGACACAUGACGGCGUCUGUCAGCGGGAGAACACGUUUAAAACCCCCAGGAGUGGACCCACCUCCCUUAUCGAUCUACAUGACUACGAAGAGAGUGACAUCACAGGUUAUGACAUAAUUUUGCCACGAAUCCACGAUGUGUUGUCCGGAUCAGAUCUAUGCGCUCUUCCUCUCAGACCGCUGGUCCUGCAACCGAAGGACAAGGCAAAUCUGACCGAGUGGUUUAAGAGUCUCUGGUCCACCACCGCCGGCAGUGAUUGCAACAUCACUCCAGACCAUUUCGACUGGUACUUCUAUCAGGACAGAGCGAUGGGUUUACAGGUGGAUUUGAAGACUGGCUCCAUCUGCAAUGGAAAGAUCCUCCUGGGCUCCUUCAUGAAGAAGCCUCUCUGGGUGGAUCACAGUGCCACCACAGUUUUUAACUUGAUUACAAGCUCUCUGAGAGUGAUCAUUGACGGCACAGAGUCCCGCUUCAAUCCUGGACAGUCCUUCAUGGUGGAGUGUGGUCACGCUUACAGCAUCCAGAAUUUGAACGCACAGCCUGCGGUUGUGUACUUCACCAGGAUGUCGGCAGAGGGCUCCAGCUGAAGCUGCUGCGCGACGCGUUUUAACAAACACCUCGAAGGAUUCUGAAAGAAACCGUGUUAAAAAUGUACAAAAAAUUUACCGACUGGCUUUUUUUAAUGAUCUGCUUUUGUUCAGCUUUAAUUGUUAAUAAAAAAAAAUAGUGUUUUUUGUUACUUUUUGUUCAGUCUUUGUUUGCCUUUUUGUUUUCUGACUAUUGUGUAUGUUUUAGGAUCUGCAAAGAGUCCUUUAUAUCAUCUGCUGUAAAGCUGCAGUGUGUUGAAAACACAUAAUUACUAAGUAGUUUAGCUGGAACAACACAUUUAUCUCAGAAUGUGUUUUGAUUACAAACAAAUGUGAUAAUGAUUUACUUCACAGCCUUUCACAUUAUUAAAUCUGUCAUUUUUGCAAGACAAUUAUGUUUUAUGGGAACAAUGAAUUGUGGGUCAUUAUCAAGCGGUCAAUAUAUUCAGUGGAGUAAAGAUGCAUUGUAGUGCUGUUAAAUGUACAAAGGCGAGAAUGUUUAUAAUUAUAUGACAAGAGUGGUGCUGUAGAAAAGUUCAUUUCUGUAAUAAAUUACUUUCAGUUGUUACUGUGGUGCACUCAGA
This is a messenger RNA of Mugil cephalus (flathead mullet), 4360 nucleotides long. RefSeq names its product transcriptional regulator ATRX. The transcript is spliced from 18 exons. Lineage: Eukaryota; Metazoa; Chordata; Actinopteri; Mugiliformes; Mugilidae. Bases 351 to 3776 code for a protein of 1141 amino acids. The record is from RefSeq and is a predicted model, not a curated record.